GAGCAGCGAAGAUCUAUCAAGCGAUUAAAUGCUAUCAAGGAAUUAAUGGAAACUGAAGAAACAUACAGCCGUGAUCUGGGUAUUCUCUGUACACACUUUUUUGCUAUUAUAAAAGAAGCAACAUGUAUCACACAGGAAGAGGGUGAUAUUUUGGUGCGCAAUGCAAUGGAAAUUCUGUCUUUUCAAGAGAAAUUUACUGAGGCUUUGAUUGAUGCUCAUGGGGACGACGAAGUAGAGAGGAAUGGAAUAUUUUAUAAAGGAAAUCUAAAGAAUAUCGCCUCUUGCUUUGUCGAAUGGGGUCCAAGGUUUGAAAUUUAUCUCGACUAUUGCGUGCGACAGGAUCAUGCAGUGUCGGUUUAUAACGAGCUGUUACAAACAAAUCUUGAAUUUACAGAUCUAAUUGAAAGACUCCAUACAUUUCAUCGUGUGUCAUUUGGAUUUAGUCGCCUUAAAUUUGAUGAUUAUUUAAUCAUUCCGUUUCAAAGAAUAUUUCGAUAUAGGCUACUAUUGCAAAGCAUCACCAAGGCUACCCAAAAGGACUCUGAAGAAUAUGAAAUUCUUUCUAAAGCUCAAAAUACAAUACAUGUUAUUGCCACUCGAAUCAACAAUGAAAAAUCAAAGAUGGAAGCGAAGAGAAAGACUUCUCUAUUUUUGUCCCGAUUGGAUUCAGACUGGUGUUUACCGAAAAGAUGGUUCAAUACACUUGGCGUUUGUAAUUUAAUUGGCACAUUAGAAGUCAGAUGCAUUGAAGAUAACAAAGCAAAACGAAUUGGAUGUGCUCUAUUUAAUCAUUAUAUGAUCAUGGCGAAGGCUAAGAAACAUAAAUUAUAUGAGCCUAGACAUUGGUUCCCUCUACGCAAAUUUGAAAUUGAAAAUUUACCAAAUACAGAAGGCUCAAUGACAUAUUCAUGGUUGUUGCAUGGUGAUGAACAUACUCUUGAGCUAAGCGCGAUAUGUGAGCUAGAAAAACAUAUAUGGAUGGAAUCGCUAACCAAAGCAAUCCAAGAAUCAAAAGAGCUGUAUUCAAAUAGUGUUGAUUCUAAUGAUUAUUUAUUGGAGCAAUUGUUCGUAUCUAGUUUUGAUCAACACACACAGCCCAAAAACAAUAUGGACAAAUCAGUUGAAGUAGAAUCCCCAAUUCAUUUCCCGAUGCCAAGUGGCUCCACAAGCUUUUCCCAAUCCGCCAUAUUUAACAAACCUGCAAAAUCUAAUAAUCGUUCAUCGCAACCCGUAUUUGGUACUCGAGAGUUCUCAGUCAUCGACUCUGCAUUAUCCCAAACUGCAUUUAAUACCGGAGCACAAUCUCCCGGACUUAGGUCACAAUCAAGUAUCAGCGAUCUUCGUGAGUUUUUUUCCAAUAGUAUGUCAGAGAAAUGGUCUCAGCGAAAAUUCAAUCAAUACCACACCCGGUGUAAGUCCGUAGAUACCAAGUUUGAUGAUGUUUGCACCACACCUAUUUUGACUGCUCGUGCUAAUAGUAUGAACCGAAAUGGGUCUACAACGCGAAGAAAAAUCGGAGCAAUCUCCAACGGCAAUGGGAAUUCCUCUGUAGUCUCACUCGUGAAAUCUAUGGUUGUUGAUUCGACUGUAGGAUCCCCUAUAAUCAAUUCGCCAUCUCCUCAUGAUAAUUCAAGUCCCAUUUAUGGAAAUUUGAAUGGUAGAAGACCCUCAGUUGGUACCCCAAAUACAGACUCCAUAAUAUUUAGAUUAGCCCAAAGAAAUUCGUAUCUGCAUCGGUCAAGCUCUGUAAAUUCUUCCGCAGAUGCUACUUCAGCAACAGUGCCUGCUGCUGUUACAGCAACAUCUUCUACAAAUGCAAUAUCAACAACAGCUGGUCUGUUGCCUCCAUCUAACAGUGUACACAGUCUUUCUAAUCGCCCAACCAAAUUCUUUGAAAGAAUGGUGGAAAAGCUGGGUCAGAUGGGCACGCCGGGAAAAUCAAGACGAAAUAACAUGAUGAGUUCUGUACCCUCCCUCGUUAAUUCGUCAAGCUCUUCCUUAUCAUCAAAACCUCCUACAUUACUUGGGAAUGAUAGUAACCCAAAACUUUCAGAGGACACUCCAACAACUAGCUCAAAAAAGAAGUUUUUCCCCCAUUUUCUUCAGCCCCGUCAUAACCUCAAAAAAUAAACAGAGUAUUUUGCCAUAUUCUGGAAGGCUUCUUUUUUACAUGUGUUGUAUAUAUCAACAACCAAAUUAAGAAAUAUAUAUUUGUCCCAGCUAAUCCUAUUAUGGUUAAAUAAAAGUUUGAUACAU
This is a messenger RNA of Mucor mucedo, 2256 nucleotides long. RefSeq lists its product as uncharacterized. Lineage: Eukaryota; Fungi; Mucoromycota; Mucoromycetes; Mucorales; Mucoraceae. Bases 46 to 2130 code for a protein of 694 amino acids. The record is from RefSeq and is a predicted model, not a curated record. Gene Ontology annotation, biological process: regulation of GTPase activity. Gene Ontology annotation, molecular function: guanyl-nucleotide exchange factor activity. The transcript is spliced from 6 exons. Gene Ontology annotation, cellular component: cytoplasm.